AUGGUUGAGGUUUACUUGACUAAAUUGGAAUCUUGGAGAGAAGUGAAGACAAAUGUUUGCUUAAAUAAUAUGACUACCUCCAACUGUGAUGCAAUUGCUGAGGGGUUUACAUACUGGGUUAUUAGAAAUAGGAAAGAAUAUAUUACAACUAUUCUUGCCUCGUUUGAUUUGAGGAAUGAGAGGUUCUGCAUAAUUCUAGUACCACAAGUGUUGGCAGCUGAAUCUCAUAGUUUUAGGGUGAUAAAUUAUCAUGGCUCACUUGCAUUGCUUGCACAAUCUUCACCCGAUGAGUUCAAUAAGUGUCUUGAUAUUUGGGUGUUCAAAGGUGCAAGUGUUGUGAAGAGAGUGUAUGGAAAAAGAAAAUUCACCUUUGACAUGGAUUUUAGUUUUUCUACACAUUGGGAUCUUACUAAUGGAGAUGUAGUAGUUCAAAAUGCUCCAAACAAGCCAUUUUCGUUCAAUCUGAGAACAAAACAAUUGAAGAUAAUAGGAACAGAUGUUAUUCAAUCAGUUUUCUCCUAUACUGAGAGUCUUGUAUCGAUUAAGGGCUUCAAGCCUGUUCCCCAACAAUGA
Molecule: messenger RNA, 573 nt
Organism: Capsicum annuum
Lineage: Eukaryota; Viridiplantae; Streptophyta; Magnoliopsida; Solanales; Solanaceae
Exons: 1
Coding region: 1-573 (190 amino acids)
Source: RefSeq, a predicted model, not a curated record